AUGGCGGCAACAGCCUUAAACCUAUCAAAACCAUGUUUUUUUACUCCCAAAAUCCCGUUUCUGUGUAAUUCAAGAGUACUACCACACAGUAGCUGUCGAUUUGGAACCUUAAAGCCGAAAGCGGGUCUGUCCCAUUUCCUCAACAUUGUUGAAACCACUUCUUCAUAUAUUCAACUUCCACUUCAACUCGAGCUUCAUGAACCUUCCAAUGCUCUCUCUUUGCCUACGUGGGCUGUUCAUGUCUCCAGCGUCGUUGAAUGGAUUAUAGCUAUGGCUUUGGUGUGGCAAUACGGUGAAAAAUCUGGAUAUGAAGCCUGGAAGGGGCUUUCUUGGGGUAUGGUACCUCUACUUGGUGGAGCAUUCUGUGCUUGCACGUGGCAUUUCUUUUAUAACUCCGACUCCCUUGAGGUAUUGGUAGCACUUCAAGCGGCACUAACUGUAAUAGGUAAUUUCACAAUGUGCAUAGCUGCAUAUCGAAUAUACAAAUCAUCCCGUGAAAGCCCUGAGAAUUUGUGA
Messenger RNA from Lathyrus sativus (Indian pea), 516 nucleotides. The record is from the annotation of a GenBank genome assembly. NCBI's taxonomy places the organism in Eukaryota, Viridiplantae, Streptophyta, Magnoliopsida, Fabales, Fabaceae.